Molecule: messenger RNA, 1218 nt
Organism: Lodderomyces pseudojiufengensis
Lineage: Eukaryota; Fungi; Ascomycota; Pichiomycetes; Serinales; Debaryomycetaceae
Exons: 2
Coding region: 1-1218 (405 amino acids)
Source: RefSeq, a predicted model, not a curated record
AUGUAUGAACAACAACAACAACAUCAACAACAUCAACAACAUCAACAACAUCAACAACAUCAACAACAUCAACAACAUCAACAACAUCAACAACAUCAACAACAUCAACAACAUCAACAACAUCAACAACAUCAACAACAUCAACAACAUCAACAACAUCAACAACAUCAACAACAUCAACAACAUCAACAACAUCAACAACAUCAACAACAUCAACAACAUCAACAACAUCAACAACAUCAACAACAUCAACAACAUCAACAACAUCAACAACAUCAACAACAUCAACAACAUCAACAACAUCAACAACAUCAACAACAUCAACAACAUCAACAACAUCAACAACAUCAACAACAUCAACAACAUCAACAACAUCAACAACAUCAACAACAUCAACAACAUCAACAACAUCAACAACAUCAACAACAUCAACAACAUCAACAACAUCAACAACAUCAACAACAUCAACAACAUCAACAACAUCAACAACAUCAACAACAUCAACAACAUCAACAACAUCAACAACAUCAACAACAUCAACAACAUCAACAACAUCAACAACAUCAACAACAUCAACAACAUCAACAACAUCAACAACAUCAACAACAUCAACAACAUCAACAACAUCAACAACAUCAACAACAUCAACAACAUCAACAACAUCAACAACAUCAACAACAUCAACAACAUCAACAACAUCAACAACAUCAACAACAUCAACAACAUCAACAACAUCAACAACAUCAACAACAUCAACAACAUCAACAACAUGAACAACAACAACAACAUCAACAACAUCAACAACAUCAACAACAUCAACAACAUCAACAACAUCAACAACAUCAACAACAUCAACAACAUCAACAACAUCAACAACAUCAACAACAUCAACAACAACAUCAACAACAACAUCAAAAAUCGUUAAUCCAUUUUCAAUUUUGUUACAUCAGUUACUUAAAUUAUUCUAGGGAACCCAUUUUCAAUUUUUCUUCAUCAGCUACUUCAAUAAUUGUUAAAUCUAGAGGAUCCAUUUUCAAUUUUAUUCCAUCAGCUAGGGAACCCAUUCUCAAUUUUGCUUCAUCAGCUACUUCAAUAAUUGUUAAAUAUGGAGGAUCUAUGUUCAAUUUUACUUCAUCGGCUACUUCAAUUAUUCUUAAAUACAAAGGCUAUGAUGUCAAUUUAUUUUCAUUUGCCAAGGGAUCAAUUUUAAGUCAUUAG